Eruca vesicaria subsp. sativa (arugula) is the source of this 923-nucleotide messenger RNA. Lineage: Eukaryota; Viridiplantae; Streptophyta; Magnoliopsida; Brassicales; Brassicaceae. The record is from the annotation of a GenBank genome assembly.
AUGGGUUCAAUCUCUGUAUCCAAUUCUCUGCCCAUAACGCGACUUCCACUACUUACAUCACUCAGUCAAUCCCUUCUUCCCACUUCUUCAUCCUUCUCACUUCCUCCUCUCUCUAACCGUCGUCGUCGCUCCACUUAUUCAUUGCGAAUCUCCGCCUCUGCAGUCUUCUCAGCUCCUGCAGGCGUUAAUGACUCCCUUCCGGCAAGAAACGAGGGUUACACAGUUGGGGAUUUCAUGACAGGGAGACAGCAUCUGCAUGUUGUUAAGCCCUCAACUUCUGUCGAUGAUGCGUUGGAACUUCUGGUUGAGAAGAAAGUCACUGGAUUGCCUGUAAUUGAUGAUGAUUGGAACCUGGUUGGUGUUGUUUCCGAUUACGACUUGCUUGCACUCGAUUCCAUCUCUGGUCGCUGCGAAAAUGAAACCAACUUGUUCCCUAACGUCGACAGUACCUGGAAAACGUUUAAUGAACUCCAGAAACUGAUAAGUAAGACACAUGGAAAAGUGGUUGGAGACUUGAUGACGCCUUCUCCUCUUGUUGUCCGUGGUUCCACCAAUUUAGAAGAUGCAGCCAGGUUGCUUCUAGAAACAAAGUUCCGAAGAUUACCAGUCGUGGAUUCAGAUGGAAAACUGAUUGGGAUACUUACCAGGGGGAACGUAGUAAGAGCUGCACUGCAGAUCAAGCGGGAAACAGAGAACUCAACAUAGCUAGAGAGAGCAGCAGAUGUUAUAGAGAGCAGAUAUUCCAGUUAAAUAUCAAAUCUGUUCAUUCCCAUUCAUAACAGUAUAUAUAAUGUGUACCCAAACUCAGUCAGAAUCCAAGUCAUUUUUGUGUAGGAGAGGGCAAAGUCUAUUCUCUAGUCUUAUAACCACCACCAAACACAAACUAGCAAACAGAACUUGAACUACUACUUCACAUGAAUUUG